Molecule: messenger RNA, 6862 nt
Organism: Leucoraja erinaceus (little skate)
Lineage: Eukaryota; Metazoa; Chordata; Chondrichthyes; Rajiformes; Rajidae
Product: polycystic kidney disease protein 1-like 2
Exons: 27
Coding region: 76-4776 (1566 amino acids)
Biological process (GO): detection of mechanical stimulus
Cellular component (GO): membrane
Molecular function (GO): protein binding; calcium ion binding; calcium channel activity
Source: RefSeq, a predicted model, not a curated record
CUCUAUUGCUUUCAUAAUAUCUGCUCUAUCACCUAAAAAGCUUACGUCUCACCUAAGCUUUCAUUUGCUUUGUGCAUGAAACAGAAUUUUCUUCUUCUCAAAUGUCUUUCCCUGUUUUAUUUUUAUAAGGCCAUAGAGAAUGUCCUACAGAACUUUUCUUCGAUAGCUAUGAAUUCAUCCACAACAAAGGGAAUAACAAAAGCAAAUACAUAUCUUAAUUUUAUUACCUCUCAACCAGACAAAAUGACGGUUACAUCGCAGGACAAAGCCAGUGAUUCACUCCUGACCCUGAGUGACAAGUUGGACCAUCUUCCUGUUGUGAAACCGAGUGACAUCAUGUGGAAACUGGCUGCAGCAAAGUCAGGCCUCUAUGGAAUUAGCAAUCUGAUAAACGCUUCAAUGACAAUAAAUGACGUGGAUAUGAAAGAAAAGAUGGCAAACGUAUCUGAGAUUCUCCUGAAAUCCAUGGAUAAAUUACAUUCUUCCCUUGAGAGUCUCAUGCAUGAAGAGGACCCUACACUGGUUUUCCAUACAGAUUCCUUCAGCAUGAUCUUAAACAGGUACAACUCCAGUGAAUUGAAAACGAGCAAUGUUAACACUUCAGAACAAAAUCCGUUUAGUUGCACUUUUCCAGAUUCUGCAGACUUCCAGGAUAUUUCAGAUGAAUAUAUUCAAAUUAGGAUGGUGAAUUAUAGAGAAAACCCUUUAAUCUGGCUCGAGCAAAGUAAUGUCAGCGGACCAAUGACCAAUAUAUCUUUGUCUUCAAAUGGAAGUGAAGUAAAGAUUGAGAAUUUAUCCGAAACCUUUGAGAUUAUACUUCCCAGACCCAAUGCAACGCAGUCUUUCUCAGAUACAUCUACCACAUUUACAAACCCGAUCUUACAAGGGUUCCAUGUAACAGAUACUGAGUCAACGUUAGUUAUCUCCGUAGCGACUGAACCAGUUACUUCAGUGCAACUAUAUCUUGGGUAUGAAUACAAACCCAAUGAGACGCUGUAUGACUUUGAAACAAGCUUCUUUCCAGAAAAUGACAGUGAAGCCAACAUCUCCAGUUGGGUCAUUCAUCCUGAAAUGUUAAUGGGAAGGAAUGGAACUUAUUACUUGACAGCCAAGCCUCUCCUGAAGGCAAAUGUGUCUGAGGUCAACGCUACAACUUUUACCAUAACCACCUUCAAUGCUAAGUGCUUGUAUUGGGAUGAAGUGCAGCAUUUUUGGUCAACGCAAGGAUGUAAGGUGGGCCCAAGAACAAACCCAGAAAGGAUCCAGUGCCUCUGCAAUCACUUCAGUUUAUUUGCGACCUCUUUCAUUGUUUUGCCCAAUACAGUGGAUAUCACAGAAACAGUAGAAUUGUUUUCUAAGGUCAAAGACAACUCUGUGGUUGUCUCAUUAUUGGCUGCUGUAGUUGGAGUGUACAUCAUCUUAGUUAUAUGGGCUCGGGCAAAGGACAGGCAGGAUUUAGUGAAGGUGAAAAAAACUCUUCUUGCGGAUAAUGACCCAUUUGCCAAAUACUUUUACUUGGUGAAAGUCUUCACUGGGCAUCGAAGAGGAGCAGGAACUACAUCUAAGGUAGUAAUAACACUCUAUGGUUCAGCCGGCUGCAGUGACUCCCAUCAUUUAUUUGACCCAAAGAAACCAGUAUUUCAGCAAAGUUCAGAAGAUGAAUUUCUUCUUGCUACCCCCUUUCCGCUGGGAGACCUCACCAGCAUCAGACUGUGGCAUAAUAAUUCCGGAUCCAGCUCAUCCUGGUACAUUAAUUACGUAAUUAUACAAGACCCCGAAACAGAACAGCGAUGGCUUUUCUUCUGCAAUUGCUGGUUGGCAGUUGACUUUGGAGAGUUUAGUCUUGACAAAGUUUUCCCUGUUGCUUCCGAGGCAGAAAUGAAAGACUUCCGCAACUUGUUCUACAUGAAGACAGCUGAAAGCUUCACCGAUCAACAUAUCUGGUUUUCUGUGAUUGCUCGUCCUCCAAGGAGUUCCUUCACCAGAGUCCAGCGAGUUUCCUGCUGCUUUUCCCUCCUGCUCUGCACAAUGCUGACCAACAUCAUGUUCUGGAACACAGCUGCCAAUGGAAAUGACCAGGAAGAGGAACUAGAUGGCAGUACUGUCACAUGGCGGGAGCUAAUUAUCGGAAUCGAAAGUGCCUUCAUUAUUUUUCCUGUGAAUCUUGUAAUUGUACAAAUUUUUCGCAACGUCCGUCCCAAACCAAUUAAGAUGAAGAAAACGGUGAAAAAGUCAGGCGUUAUCUGUGACCCGUCAGGGUGUCAACGGACACCUGAGGAUUUAAUGAUAGUGAGAGCUUCUUCUUAUGCCAUCAAAGGGAUUGCCAGUUGUUUGCCAAGGAAACUGAAAGAUGCCAUGCCCUCCCUGGAAGACGAUAUUAGAAACACUGAUGACAUGAAUAAAUUGUUGGCUUUAAUAGCAGACAUUAUUCAGCACUAUAAUGAAAUUGAAGAUUCUGAGACUCAGGGGACAACUGUUCCAGAUAGGGAAAAUGAUUCUUCCACCGACUCUUAUCGAAAUGUGGAUGAUGGAGAUUCAAUGUCCCGUAACCCUGAAGAAAAUGAAGACGCUGAGUUUACUGACAGCAACUCCGAGAAGCAGAAGGACCAAAUCAUGCAACACUUCUAUCACUAUGUGAAUCUUUUGCUUCAGUUUGUGGAAACUGAGCUGCAACAGAUGGGUGUGAAGAAAUUUCAGAACCCGUACACUCAGAUUCAUGCCACAGAUCAAGUGCAGAAGAUGAUUCACUUUAUCAAAGCUGCAGUUAAGGCUGAAGAUGGCGAUGAAGGCGAGGAUGAUGACAGCAGUAGUACUAAUGGGGAAGCUGUGUCUGGAAGUGAAAAGCAAGGCCUUCGUCAGGAAGGACUGCCUUGGUGGUUUGUUUACAUUGGCUGGCUCCUGGUGUUCGUUACAAGUGCUGUCUCUGCAUUUUUUACCAUGCUCUACAGUUUUGAUUACGGCAAAGAACAGUCCAUUCAAUGGCUGGUGUCGAUGACCAUCAGCUUCCUCGAGAGUAUUUUGAUCAUUCAACCAGUAAAGGUUUUACUUGUGGCUGCUUUUGUCGCUCUUAUUAUCAAAAAGAUUGAAAGAAAUGACACCGAGCAAAAUUUCAAUAAACAUCUUCUAUCUUCUGAAGAUGAUACACAUGACAUGUUGACUUACAAUGCCCAAAGAAGUGAUAGUACUAUUUACCAACCGCCGUCAUUGAGAAAUGUGGAGAAACUGAAAGCACUGCACAUGAAAGAAAGGAAAAUGUAUUGCUUGGUUAAAAACAUAAUUGCACAUGUACUAUUUCUGGUGUCAUUGUCGAUUAUUGCCUAUGGCGAACGAAGUCCCCAUUCAUUUUAUUUAAACAAAGCUCUCAAUGAUAGUUUUACCAAGAAGUUCAAUGGUUCAAUAACUGUCAAUGAUUUUUACGAUUGGACUGAAGAAAUCUUAUUACCGAAUCUAUAUGGAGCUUUUGAAGGAUUUAUAACAGAUGGGAAUUCAAAGCUGAUCGGCAGCCCUCGCCUACGGCAGGUGAGAGUGAAAGCAGCUCCUUGUCCUGUGCCAACGCGAUUGGUGGAUAGGAUCAAGGAAUGCCGUGCUCCCUACUCUUACAGUGAUGAAUACAUGUUGGACUUUGGAAACCUUAGUGUAUAUGCAGACUCCUCAAGCCUCGGCUCCUCUUGGCGAUAUCAGAGUGAAUCGCAGUUGAAUGGAUAUCCCGUUUGGGGAAAGCUGGCAGUUUAUCGAGGAGGUGGCUAUGUCGCUGAGCUGGGAACAGAAUUCAAAACUGCAUCCAGAGUUAUUACGUUUCUGAAAGACAACAGCUGGGUUGAUAUGUACACCAGAGCCAUCUUUAUAGAGUUUACAGUCUACAAUGCCAAUGUAAACUUGUUUUGCGUAGUCACGCUGAUGCUGGAGAUGAACGCCAUUGGUGUCUUUCUUGGCAAUAUGGAGAAGGAAAUCAUCCGGUUGUACCACUACAUUGACGGAAAUUAUCCUUCCGUUAUAGGGGCACAAAUUGUUUUUAUGCUUGUGGUUAUUUAUUAUAUGGUCAUGCAGGGAAAACAGCUAAAACAGAAAAGACUGCAGUAUUUCUGGAACAAAUGGAACAUGAUUGACGUGGCCAUUGUACUGUGCAGCUGGAGUGCAUUUGGACUGUAUAUAAAACGAGCAGUGAUUGGACCUAGAGUUAUAGCGGACUACCUCCAGAAUCGGGACAGGUUCAUCAACUUCUAUGAGACUGCAAUUACUGACUCUGCCCUUGGUUACGUGAUUGCUUUCCUGGUCUUACUAGCGACCGUCAAAUUCUGGAGUCUGCUGCAUUUGAACCCGAAGAUGCACUUAAUUACUUCUUCCAUGGAGCGAGCUUGGGGUAAUCUUCUGGGACUUCUGCUCAUCAUGCUGGUGUUGCUCGUGAGCUACUCCUCUAUAUGUAACCUGGUCCUGGGUUUGAACCUCUCCUCCUACAGAACCUUCACUAGUGCAGUUGUAACAAUGGUCCGUCUACAGCUUGGAGUCUUCAACUAUGAUGAGGUGCUGAGAACUAAUCCAGUCUUGGGUGCAUUCAUCAUCACUACCUGUGUGAUCUUCAUGACCUUCAUCCUCAUCAAUGUCUUUAUUUCUGCCCUACUCGUGUCCUUCAGUGAGGAGCGACAUAAUCCUACGCCUUCGGAAAAUGAAGAAAUAGUUGACUUACUUUUGACAAGAUUAUGCGGCAUCGUUGGAGUUCAAAGGAAGAAGAAGAGAACGCCCCAGUCAAAUGCUGAAGUAAUGGAAUCUUUGCUCUAAGGGGAAAAGGCUAAUCACCUAAAGGAACCAAAUGGAGAAAACCAGACACCUUAUUGAAUGGUUGCAGAAUUCUGCAAAGGGGAGAAACUAUGUGAUGCAAGAGCUAAGGAAGAGUGCAGAUUAUUUCACAACAAAAAUGCAGUGCUUUUUUUUUGAAUAAUGUCUUCAUUAUUUUUUUUUUUCGCCUUCCAUCACAGUGAGGAAAGUGGAGGAGUCACUGUGGUGGAUGUUUAUGUUCAAAUGUAUUUUGUGUGUUUUGUUGCUUUUUAUUGGCAUGAGUGUACGGCAAAUCAAAUGUUGCAAAACUUACUAUGAUUAUUAUUAGUGUUUUAGGUAAUUAUUAGACGUCUUAGAAUUCAUGUAAAGUUGAUAAAUUGCUAGAAAAUAUUCCAUUUGGGAACAUGAAAGCAGGGAAGAAGAAACAAGGAAAUUGGAUGCUGAAAGAACUCAGUAGACAACAGAGACAAAGGGUGUGCGGUUGCUAAACACUUUAACUCCCCCUCUAAUUCCCGCACUGACCUUCUUGUCCUGGGCCUCCUCCACUGUCAGAGUGAGGUCCAAUGCAAAUUGGAGGAACAGCACCUCAUAUUUUGCUUAGGCAGCUUAUAACCCAGCGGUAUGAAUUCUAAUUUCUCUAACUUCAGGUAACCCUUACACCCCCUCUCUCUCCAUCCCUCCCCCACCUUAGUUCUCCGACUAGUUUCACUGUCCUGAUUAAUUUUACUGAUUGUAUGCCUCCUUGUCACCUUCUCCUCUAUGGAAAUGUGGAACCAUUCUCCAUUUCCAUAUCAUCAUCUGCUUUGAUCUGUCAUUUUCACACCUUACCCUUCCAUAUCUCUAGACUCCCUCUCCCCUGAUUCUCAAUCUGAAGAAGGGUAUCAACUCAAAACCGUUCCUUCUCUCCAGAGAUGCUGCCUGUCCCGCUGUUACUACAGCAUUUGUGUCUAUCUUCUGAAUGUCAAUGAUGCAGGUUGAGAUCGCCCGACCUGCUUUGUCCCAGAUUCCAGCAUCUGCAGUAUCUUUUGUCCUCAUUUAACCCUGCAUCUGAGCCUAUUCUGCCAGUCUAUGGUCUCGCUCUACGGUUAAGACAGUGGGAAUAUGAUUUUUUCAAACACUCAGUCGAGUUCUUUUCAACGAGCAUCACUUACAACUUCUUGUAUUCCAACUUCUUUGUGGUAGAAAUCCAUUUUUGAAUACAUUUUGUCUAUGAGAUAACUUUUUGUAAUGCACCUGAGCACCUCAUCGUUUUGGAUUCUAAUUUCUCACCAUUAAAAAUACAUUUAAAUUUUAAUAUUGAAGAAGGGUCCCGACCCGUAACAUCACCCAUUCCUUCUCUCCAGAGAUGCUGCCUGUCCCGCUGAGUUACUCCAGCUAUUUGUGUUUAUCUUCAGUUUAAACCAGCAUUUGCAGUUCCUUCCUACAUAUAAUGUAUUCUUUAAUAACUUUGGUUAACAAAAAUCUCAGAUGUAAAGUUAACAAUUGACAUUGUAGCAGUUACUCUAUCUGCACCAUUUAUGGCAGACAUGUUUUUUUUUUAAUUGAAAGCGAAAGCCAGAAAUUGUGGCAGGACUGAAUUAAUACAUAGAGUUAAUGAUCUAUAUUCUAAAGCCUGAGUAUCAUUCAAUUAAGUAACAACAUGAUGGGUGCUAUUUAGGACAUUUUUGAGGACUGUAAUGUAAAGUUUUUAGAAAACUUGCUCAAUUAUGUUAUAAUAUCAAUGAGAAGGGAAAUUUGAGUCACAACUAAUGCAAACAACAAAAAUGAAAACAGUUAGAAGGAUACAAAAUAAUACAUCUGUAGCUAAAUCAUGACAGACUUUGUGUUUGGUGUUUAUAUUCAUUGCUUUGCUUUUUUUAAAGUUUGUUGUGAAUGCUGUGUUACUUUUGUUACCUGCACUGUACUUAAUGUAAACUCCUGUACAAUUUAAUCUUAAAUAAAUUCAGGCUUUACAAUCUCCAUGUAAUUGUAAAGAUUUUUCUGUGACCUGAAGAUCUGCUUUGCUCUGUCAAUAUGAAUUUCAGUGGUUAGAUGGUGGAAUCCUGGAACAUUGUCUACAGGAUUAUCUUGAGGAUGAAUAAAAAAAAUA